Messenger RNA from Dibothriocephalus latus, 462 nucleotides. The record is from the annotation of a GenBank genome assembly. NCBI's taxonomy places the organism in Eukaryota, Metazoa, Platyhelminthes, Cestoda, Diphyllobothriidea, Diphyllobothriidae.
UCCCCGACUCCGGCUCCCCGGCCAGAACCAGUAUUGGCCUGCUGGACUCCCUUGCCUUCGGGAAAACUCUGCCCUCGCCGGGAUCCCACUGGUCGGUGUCGCAUUCAUGGCUCUGUGGUACCCCGUAAUCCCCUAACUGGCUCCCCUGUCCACGAGGCCGAUAGACUUCGUCUCCAGGCUGAGCAGGCUGACCUAGUGCGUCAAAGGAAACGAGAUUUGCAGCAAAGGAAACGUCGACGUCGGUAUUCCCACUUAGAGGACAUAUCCUCUCAUGCGGAAAAGGUCGUCGCAAAGCAGUUGCGAAAUCGCCUUCUCCAUCCCAUCCGUAAAGAGUAUGGUGGUGGAACGCCUAGCCAACGAUCGCUGGCCUUUUCCGCGCUUAUCCACAGCACUGUGGAUACUAGAGCCGAUAAAAAAAAACAGUUCUGGUGUUAUCGCGUAAAUGGUGCUCAGGUCUUCUAA